UCAGGUGACUGUAGGAAACUCCCUCCCGUGGAGACGGACUGUCAUCUGCUGCUGACAGACGGACCAGCCUACAUUCACUGAGCGGCUCAAACCAUCAGCUUCACCCACCGAGGGAGCAGCAGCACUCACUUAUGGAUGGACAGCUUAUUAACCGCUGUUUCUGAUUCAACGUGGCUUUGUUUUUGUGUGUGUGUGUGUUUGCUUUGAAACGCCGUUCGUCCAGAAGGUUUGAGUUCACCCUCGGUUAUGGAUCGACUGGAUGCAUGGAGCUUCAAGUCCAAGAACGUGGACCUGGAGGAGGAUUUCUACUUCGACUACGGAGCGGAGGAAAUAACAGAUUAUCAAGACCCCAGUGAACUUGUGGCUGCUUUGAAACAAAAGGAGGAAGAGGUUAUUUUGGCAGCCCAGCUGGGAAACGCAUUGCUUCUGGAAAACCGUCAGUUGAAAGAGCAGAGCGACAAACUUCAUGAACAAUACGCGGACAAGCUGGAGGAGCUGGAGCAGGGCAGGCAUGAGCUGCGGCUGAAGCUGGAGGGCUGCCAGACCCAGUGGGAGAGCCAGGUGGGGGACCUGGAGAGGGAUGUGAGGGAGCUGAGCGCCCACGUCGAGCAGCUCACCCAGGCCCUCAGCGAGGCUGAGAGGGACAAGAGUCGAGCCCAGCUGGAGCACAGCGAGCACACUCAGCGACUGAGGGAGCAGCUCAACACCGCAAUGGAGGUGGAGAGAGCCAUGUCCAGUGAGCUGCAGGCUCUAAAACAGGAGCUCCAACAAAAAGGAAGCCACAACAGGCUGCAGGAUGAGGAGCUGAUCAGUGCCAUGAGGGAGCAGGUGCUUCGUCUCACCCAGAGGGAGCAGGCGCUGGAGGGGCGUUUGGAGAGUUUGUGCCAAGAAAACACUGAGCUGAGGGCGAGUUUGGCUUCUUUACACACACGACUGGCGCUGCAAGACCAACUCAAACAGCAGCACAGCCAGCAGCUAGCUGAGGCGUGGCAGGAGGUGGAGGCAGCACGGGGUCGUUCACAGCAGCUGCAGGCCCAGGUGGAGGACCUUCAGGAGGAGUUGUCCCUGCAGGAAACCAGGAGCCACAGAGACGCCUCCCUGCUGUCCGAGCUGGAGAGCAGCCUGGAGACAGCGGAGCUGGGACUCAGCAAAGAGGAGAUGAAGCAAGAAAUGGAGUCCAUCCUUCAGUUACUGCUCCCGCUGACCCGUCAGCUGAGCAGUGCAGGGAGGUCAGAGGUCGUGGAUCAACAGGAGGACCUGCAGGCCAUGCUGCACCAGCUGAAGGGAGCAGCUCAAACCCUGGCACAGGCAUCCAGCCCUCAGGAGCUGAAUCGUGCUUUUGUCGACAGGACGGGUGAUCAGUGUGGGAAUCUGAGUGCAGCACAGGAGCUGAGAGAUCAGAACGUCCAACUGCAGCAGGAAAACGCCGAGCUGAAACACAAUCUCCAGAGGGCGCAGGAGCAGGCUGAAGUCGUCCAACAGGCCAUCAGAGACCGGGAUGAAGCCAUAGCCAAGAAAAACCUGAUGGAGGUCGAGUUGGUGAGAAGUAAAAACGACAUGAUGUCCCUGAACAACCAGUUAUUAGAAGCCAUCCAGCGUAAACUUGAGCUGUCGCAGGAACUGGAGGCCUGGCAGGACGACAUCCAGAUCAUCAUCAACCAGCAACUCAGGUCCCAGCAGCAGUCGGAGCUUCCUCCGAAGAAAUCCACGUCCAACGGCUUGUCCUUCUUCCGCAGGCCCAGCAGGACGGCCUCCACCUUUACACGCCAGCCCUCCUCCUCCUCCUCCACGUGGAGUUCAGAUGUUAAUCAGGACAAAAGCCAGUCCCCCUGGAGGGACUGGUUAAGACGUGGGAAUGGUGUGCAGUAUGGCAAAUAAUGGACACUGAGUGCUGCACCUUCCUGAACAUCAUGUAUGGUGAAAAGAAGCCAUAAAGACACUUUUAAUUCAGUGAUGAACAACAGAGUCUCUUUGGACAAGCACUCGUCACAUAGACAUUUGGUUGUACGCAUUUCACCGAGAGGCUGAGCCUUCCUAAAAUAUAAACUGUGACAACCUGAAACACUAACGUUUUCACAGAACUACAUGUUUGCUUGAGACUGUAAAUAUUGUGCCUUAUUUUGUAAUAUUCGUAUUAUUGAGAAUGUGAAUGCGUGUCUGAGACUUUAUAAGGUGUUACAUGAUAGAUGUAGAUCAGUGGAGAGUCUUUGUUCAGAUUAUUUAACGUCACAGAUAAAAGAGGAUUAUGAUCCAAACAUAAACGAUCAAAAUGUUAAUUUGUCAUUGUGCUGAAUUUUGUCUUUACGUACCAAGUUGGAUGAGAGAAGUUGCAUUUUUACUGUCAAUCUUACUCAAAAGCUAAAUAUGUAAAACUGCUGAUUGUAUACGAAAUGCUAUGUUUUCAUGUACACCAAGAAAGCUGUUAUUUUUUAUAACUGCAUUUUUGUUUGUCUUUUGAGUAAAAAAACAAAUAUGUUCUCUGAAUGAUGACUUGGUGUACUUUGUGUGGCGCAUGUCCGUGUAUGUGUUCUGUGACUCAGUGUUCAAUAUUAAAGCUGCUUAGCACAAAC
This is a messenger RNA of Scatophagus argus, 2570 nucleotides long. Its product is annotated as BICD family-like cargo adapter 1. Lineage: Eukaryota; Metazoa; Chordata; Actinopteri; Scatophagidae. Bases 247 to 1878 code for a protein of 543 amino acids. The transcript is spliced from 10 exons. The record is from RefSeq and is a predicted model, not a curated record. Gene Ontology annotation, biological process: Golgi to secretory granule transport; vesicle transport along microtubule.